AUGUCGCUCACUCUUAAACUGUCGUCCCUGGCAAUUAAGACACUCUCAAAACCAAUUGCUAAUCAACUCAAAGCUCAAGCUCGUGAACAUGAGCGCUUCCGUCACAUCUGCGUGUCGAUGGCACAAGCUCUCCAUAGAUUCGACAUGCGCCUACGAUUAGGCACAAUCCGUGAUAGCACCACCUCACAGCGCCAGGCCGCUGCGGAAGCAGAGGCAAAGAAACAUGUGCCAACAUCCCCGACAGCGAAGACAGAGUCCGAGACAAAAGCAGAGGAACAUGCCCUUGCUAAAGCCAAGGCUGCAGCCGAGGAAGCUGCAAAGCCCCGCCCAUAUCGCAUCCGCCCGUUGACCGAAUCCAAAGCUAUCGAGUCCGGCGCAAACUUUAUCAGUGAAGCUUUUCUGUUCUUGGUCGGUGGCGGCUUGAUCGUAUUUGAGUCAUGGCGAUCCCGUCGGAAGGAGAGCACUCGACGAGAGGGCGUUGAGGACCGCCUUGCUGAGUUGGAACAGUCAGAAAAGGCAGCCCGCGAGGCAUUGGUUGCACUGGAGAAAGAACUUUUAACGCUUCAGGCUAAGCAUGGGGAAAAGUCCAAGUUGUCCCACCGCAUAUUACCUCGAGCCGUCUGGGAAGAGGAUUCGGAUGUGAAAGAAAUCGAAGCUCCCACGAGUUGGUGGUCGAGUAUCACCUCAUAUUUCUCUACUGGCCAGGAGACAUCAAAGACAUUGGAGACUUCUCAACCGAUGACACCAAUUCCGACAUCAUCGUCAUCACAAGAUCCGAAAGAUAUGCCAACUUUACCAGCAAAACAGUUGGCUACAUCUGAACAACAGCAAACCUCCAAGUCCCAGGCUUGA
This is a messenger RNA of Penicillium malachiteum, 852 nucleotides long. RefSeq names its product OPA3 family protein. Gene Ontology annotation, biological process: regulation of lipid metabolic process. The transcript is spliced from 2 exons. The coding region runs from base 1 to 852 and encodes 283 amino acids. Gene Ontology annotation, cellular component: mitochondrion. The record is from RefSeq and is a predicted model, not a curated record. Lineage: Eukaryota; Fungi; Ascomycota; Eurotiomycetes; Eurotiales; Aspergillaceae.